CAAUUCAUUGAACUUGCAUGUAUGAUGUAUAAUGCAUCUCUUUCUCCCCCACACCUUCCAAAUUCCUUGUAUUUGAAUUAUGCAUUUCCCCUCAUUAUUAAUUUUUUUCCUUUUUUUAAUUAUACCCAAACCCAAUACACAUUUUUUAUGGACCCACUUUCCUCUCUUCCUAAACAUUGACGACAUAAAAACACAUUCACAACACCAAACCUUCCAUUGUAGCAUCCUUCUUCAUUCCUUCAUUUUCCCCCUUUUUUCCCUUUUUUAGGGUUUUCUUCUUCAUGCUUCAUUCUUUCAUUUCAUGAAUUUUGCAAACCCACAAUUCUCAUUGAUCGUUGCUGUUUUCUUGGCUUUUGGGUUAUUGGGUUUUAAUUCUGGUGGCUUCUUUCACUUCUCAAGUUCCCAUCUUUUUUGCCUCUUUGAGGUUAUUCUUCAGCUUUCAUCAUGUCUCAAAUCUUCAAUUACAGUGGAAAUGAUGAUUUUCACCAUGGGGGAUCAAUAUACUCAAACCCCAAGGAAGCUGGUAGCUUUUUGUCCCUUGGUAUUGUUAACCAUGUGGAUGUAUACUUCCCUAACAAAAGGGCUAGGAUCAGUGCCCCUUUUGUUUCUGGGGGAGACUUUUUAGAGCAGAAAAAACAAGUUUCUCUUGAUCUUCUCCCAGAUGAGUGUUUGUGUGAGAUCUUCAGGUGUUUGCCCGGAGAUCAAGAAAGGAGUUCUUGUGCUAGCGUCUCUAAGCGCUGGCUAAUGCUCGUGAGCAGCAUCCCGCGCAAGGAUCUAUGCAACAAGAACAAGGUUGUUGAUGGGGAUGAGGAGAUUGAGAGCGAUGGGUUUCUUACGAGGAGUUUGGAGGGUAAGAAAGCCACCGAUGUUAGACUGGCGGCUGUAGCUGUAGGCAGUGGUGGUUGUGGUAAAUUGGGUAAGCUGAAUAUCAGAGGAACGAACUCUGUUCGUGGCGUUACUGACCUUGGUUUGAAGGCUGUUGCUCGAUGCUGCCCUUCACUUAAGAGUCUUUCCAUUUGGAACAUUUCUUCCGUUGGCGAUGAAGGUCUUGUUGAGAUUGCGAAUAGAUGCGAUCGCCUUGAGAAACUUGACCUUUGCAACUGCCCAUCAAUUACCAGCAAGGCCUUGAUUGCGAUUGCGCAGAAUUGUUCGGGUUUGACCUCAUUGAGUAUCGAGGGUUGCCAGUCUAUUGGUGAUGAAGGCUUGCAAGCUAUUGGGAAGUUCUGUCCGAACCUCAAAUCCAUUACCAUCGUGGACUGCUCACUUGUUGGUGAUCAGGGUAUUGCAAGUUUGAUGUCAUCGGCCUCGCUUGUCCUCGUCAAGGUGAAGCUUCAGGGUUUGAACGUCACCGACCUUUCUCUUGCUGUGAUCGGUCACUAUGGAAAAGCUAUCACUGAUCUUGCCAUAUCAAAUCUUCAAUAUGUGAAUGAAAAGGGUUUCUGGGUCAUGGGUAAUGCCCAGGGUCUUCAUCAUCUCAAGUCGUUAACCAUUUCGUCAUGCCGAGGAGUCACAGAUGUUGCAGUCGAAGCUGUCGCAAAAGGUUGUCCCAAUUUGAAACAAUUUGUUCUAAAGAAGUGCGCUUUCUUGUCGGACAAUGGCUUUGUAUCUUUUGCCAAAGCCGCAAGGUCUCUCGAGAGCCUACAAUUCGAAGAGUGCCACAGGAUCACCCAAAUCGGGUUUUUCGGUCUCUUGUUGAACUGUGGUCCUAAGUUGAAGGCUUUAACUAUGUCUAGCUGCUUCGGUUUUAAGGACAUGAUUUUGGGGUUCCCCAUUCCAAACCAAUCCACCCCACUUCGUUCCGUAACAGUCAGCAACUGCCCCGGGCUUGGGGACAUGACCUUAGCCAUGAUGGCAAUGUUAUGCCCUCAUUUGCAAUCUAUCAACUUAAAUGGACUUCCGUCCAUCACCGAUACCGGUCUUCUCUCGCUCGUCGAGAGCUGUGAUGCGGGUUCUGGCCUUAUCAAAGUUGGUCUUUCCGGCUGUGUUAACGUGACUGACAAAGUUGUGAUGGCGUUGGUGAAAUAUCAUGGCGGAACCCUAGAGGUGCUAAACCUCGAACGCUGUGGAAAGGUUACUGAUGCAAGCUUAAUGGCUAUUGCUGAUGAUUGCCUUUUGCUCAAUGAACUUGAUGUUUCUAAGUGUGCCGUUACUGAUUCUGGUGUUGCAUCUCUCGCUCGCUCAAAGCAGCUGAGCUUGCAGAUCCUCUCUCUAUCUGGGUGCUCGACGAUCUCAGACAAAUCCCUACCUUUCUUGUCGAAGUUGGGUCAGUCUCUUAUCGGACUCAACAUCCAACACUGCAACUCAAUCAGCACCACUGUCAUCGACAUGCUUAUGGAUCGGCUUUUUAGGUGCGACAUCCUUUCCUAAGAGCCAAAAACAUUCAAUUUGAUAGUCGGGGAUUUCAAGUAGCCUCAGAAGUACAUUUUAGCACGAUUCGUUAUAGGUUCCGUCUUUAGUUUUUUGGGUCCAUCAAUUUCGAAACAGCCUUACGUUUUGCUGGAGACACGGCCGAUCGUACCCUCUUUUUGCUGGUUUCCUUAACAUAGGAAAUCUGUUGUUGAUCGGUCGUAGAAGCCUGAGAACAUUACUGCUUUCCGGGUUUAAAAGAUUCAGCCUUUGUCCAUCUUUUGCUGGGUUUUGGACCUUCAUUAAAAAAACCGAAAAAAAUCUUUUAGCUCGACCAUAGGUUGAGUUCAUCAUGUUAAUGUUUUUAUCGAGUCUUAGUAUCAGUUUUUACCAAGUCGUCCAUGUCCGAGCAGUAUAGGUUCCGAUAGUGGGUGUUGGUCGCUGGUCAGCGUUUGUAGUAAUACCGUUGCUUAUGGAAGUUCGAAAUAUGGUGACCUUGUUUCGUUCGAAGCUUUGGCUAUGGCAGUUGUUUCAUUAGCUAUAGCUGCCAUUACAAUCCUCCAUUUUUAUAUGGUUGUGAUUGUUUUUUUUCUAAGUUUUGCCAAACUUCAUUUUUACAGGCACCUUUUGUAUGGACUUGUAUUUUGCAACAGCUUUUCAUGUAAGAAAUGAUUAUGAAUAAAUUGUUAAAUCUCUAUUAUAUGGUAUUUAUGAUAGUUAUUUGCUUAAAUAUGUUAUUUAUCUAUUGUAGUUCCAAACUAAAUACAUUUAGCCAAACAUUUCGAGUACUAUAGAAGAA
Molecule: messenger RNA, 3145 nt
Organism: Amaranthus tricolor (Joseph's coat)
Lineage: Eukaryota; Viridiplantae; Streptophyta; Magnoliopsida; Caryophyllales; Amaranthaceae
Product: EIN3-binding F-box protein 1-like
Exons: 2
Coding region: 445-2367 (640 amino acids)
Biological process (GO): SCF-dependent proteasomal ubiquitin-dependent protein catabolic process
Cellular component (GO): SCF ubiquitin ligase complex
Molecular function (GO): protein binding
Source: RefSeq, a predicted model, not a curated record